UAAUGCAAUAAACAACAGAUUAUGAUGAAAUGCAGCAUUAUCUUAAAUUAGCUUAGGAUGGUGAUACUGAUGCAUAAUUCAAAGUAGGUUUAAUGUAUGAAGAUGGAAAAGGGGCUCAAUAAAAUAUUUAAGAAUGUAUUUAAUGGUAUUUUGAAUAUUAUUAAUUUUAGGUAUCAAUUAGCUGCAAAUAAACAUGCUUAAGCUGCAUAUAAUCUGGCAUCUAUUUAUUAUUUAGGUAGAGUUGUUGCUCCUGAUUAUAAAAUUGCAUAUAAAUACUUUAGCAAAGCAGCUGAAUUAUAAAAUGAAUAAGGAAUGUUCUAACUAGGCUUGAUGCAUUUAUUUGGAUAAGGAGUAGAAUAAGAUUUUGAAAAGAGUAGAAGUUGGUUUGAAAGAGCUGCUAAAUUAGUAUUUAUUCAUUUUUUAUUUCUUUUCAAGGGAUCAGUAUCAGCUAUGAACAAUCUUGGUAAUAUUUAUAGAUCUGGAAUUGGAACUCAUAUUUAAAUUGAAGAGGCCAAAAAAUAUUAUAGAAUGGCAGCAGAUAAAGGGGAUUUAUGUGCAAUGACAAACUUGGCUACAGUGUUAUUGUAAUGUAAUCCCACUGAAGCUUUUGAUUGGUACCUCUAGGCAGCCAAAGGUGGUUUUGAAAAUGCUUAAUAUAAUCUGGCUGUGCUUUAUGAAGAAGGAACUGGAACUAAAUUAAAUUUAUAAUAGGCUCUAUACUGGUAUAAAUAAGCAGCAUAAGCUGGUAAUAUUGAAGCAAAAGAGGCUGUUACUCGUUUAAGUCCUAUAGUUCAAAAUUAAUAAUAAAAUGACAAACAAUAGUAAGGUUAAAAUACAUAAUAAUCUUCUGCCAAAAAAGGUGGAUGUGGCUGUAUUGUAUUUUGA
Molecule: messenger RNA, 885 nt
Organism: Paramecium pentaurelia
Lineage: Eukaryota; Ciliophora; Oligohymenophorea; Peniculida; Parameciidae
Source: the annotation of a GenBank genome assembly